This is a messenger RNA of Panthera uncia (snow leopard), 4416 nucleotides long. RefSeq names its product DNA polymerase iota (gene POLI). The record is from RefSeq and is a predicted model, not a curated record. NCBI's taxonomy places the organism in Eukaryota, Metazoa, Chordata, Mammalia, Carnivora, Felidae. The coding region runs from base 120 to 2357 and encodes 745 amino acids. The transcript is spliced from 10 exons. Gene Ontology annotation, molecular function: DNA-directed DNA polymerase activity; damaged DNA binding. Gene Ontology annotation, biological process: translesion synthesis.
CUGGUCGGCCCGGGCCGCGCAGGCGCCAAGGCCGAAGCGACUGGGGGCGGUCGGCCCCUGGUUUCCCUGGAGACGGGGCGGAAGCGGCCGGAAACUGCGUUGUCGUUGGCCGCGGCAGGAUGGAGAAGCUGGGGGUGGAGCCGGAGGAGGAAGCCGGCCGCGACGAGGAAGAGGACGCGGCUAAGGCCAUGGACCCGGCGGAGGCGGGGGAGGCAGGCUGCUCGCGCGAUGCGCCGGUGCCUGAGGAGCCCGGCGGCGUCCCUUGGUUGGUGCCAGAAGGAGGUUCUUCAUCCAGAGUCAUAGUGCAUGUGGAUCUGGAUUGCUUUUAUGCACAAGUAGAAAUGAUAUCAAAUCCGGAACUGAAGGGUAAACCUUUAGGGGUUCAACAGAAAUAUUUGGUGGUUACCUGCAACUAUGAAGCUAGGAAACUUGGAAUUAAGAAACUUAUGACUGUCAGAGAUGCAAAAGAAAAAUGUCCACAGCUGGUAUUAGUUAAUGGAGAAGACUUGACACGUUACAGAGAGAUGUCAUAUAAGGUUACAGAGUUGUUGGAAGAAUUUAGUCCAGUUGUUGAGAGACUGGGAUUUGAUGAAAACUUUGUGGAUCUAACAGAGAUGGUUGAGAAGAGACGACAGCAGCUUCAAAGUGAUCAACUUUCAGCACUGACUGUGUGCGGUCAUGUAUAUAAUGACCAAUAUGUAAACCUGCAUGACAUCUUGCACGUCAGACUCCUUGUUGGAUCCCAGAUUGCAGCAGAGAUGCGGGAAGCCAUGUAUAAUCAACUGGGUCUCACUGGCUGUGCUGGAGUGGCUUCUAAUAAAUUAUUGGCAAAAUUAGUUUCUGGUGUUUUUAAACCAAAUCAACAAACAGUCUUACUACCUGAAAGUUCUCAAGUUCUCAUUCAGAGCUUGAACCAUGUAAAGGAAAUGCCUGGUAUUGGCUAUAAAACUACCAAACGUCUUGAAGCUCUGGGUAUCAGAAGUGUGCAUGAUCUCCAAACCUUUUCAUCCAAAAUACUAGAAAAGGAAUUAGGAAUUUCAGUUGCACAGCGUAUUCAGAAGCUCAGUUUUGGAGAGGAUAACUCUCCUGUGACACCCUCAGGACCACCUCAGUCCUUUAGUGAAGAGGAUUCAUUUAAAAAAUGUUCAUCGGAAGCUGAAGCUAAAAAUAAGAUUGAAGAACUACUUGCCAGUCUUUUGAACAGAGUAUGCCAAGAUGGAAGGAAGCCACAUACAAUAAGAUUAAUAAUCCGUCGGUAUUCACCUGAGAAUCACUGUAGCCGUGAGAGUCGUCAGUGCCCUAUUCCAUCGCAUGUAAUUCAGAAGUUAGGGACAGGAAAUUAUGAUGUGAUGACUCCAAUGGUUGAUAUACUUAUGAAACUUUUUCGAAAUAUGGUGAAUGUGAAGAUGCCAUUUCAUCUUACCCUUUUAAGUGUGUGCCUCUGCAACCUUAAAGCAUUAACUACUGCUAAGAAAGGGACUAUUGAUUAUUAUUUAACACCAUCAUUAUCGACAACUUCCCGCUCUGGCAAGCGCAGUUUUAAAAUGAAAGACACUCAUGUGGAAGAUUUUUCCAAAGACAAAGAAACAAGUUGGGAUUUUCUACCAUCUGGAAGAAUUGAAAGUACAAGAACUGGGGAAGCUCCAGUAGAUACUACACAUUUUUCUAAAGAAAAAGACACUGAUGAAUUCCCACUCUGGUCACUUUCUGAAGGUAUUGACCAAGAAGUCUUUAAGGAACUUCCAGUAGAUAUUCAAGAAGAAAUCCUUUCUGGAAAAUCUGGAGAAAAACUUGAAGGCAAAGAAAGUUUGAGUUGUCCAUUACAUGCUUCUAGAGGAGUAUUAUCUUUCUUUUCUACAAAACAAAUGAAAGAUAGUCCCUUAAAUCCUAAAGAUCAUUUAUCCAGUAGCAAACAGAUGUCUUCUUCCUGUGAACCAGGAACAUCAGGUUUAAGUAGCAGUAGUUGCUCUUCUCCGUCUAGCCAAAAGGAUUAUUCACAUUAUUUAGACAGUAGAUUAAAAGAUGAACAAAUGAGCCAAGGACCUAAAGAAUCUCAAGGAUUUCAUUUUUCACAUACAAACCCCGCUGUAUCUAUUUUCCAUUCAUUUCCAAAUUUGCAGAGUGAGCAACUUUUCUCCACAAACCGCACUACAGAUAGCCAUAAGGAACCACUAGCAACAGUCUCUCAUCAUGAAGGACUUCCAGAAAAUAGAGAGCAAGAUUCUACUGAUGAGAAAAUUACCUUUCCUUCUGACAUUGAUCCUGAAGUUUUCUAUGAACUACCAGAAGAGGUACAAAAAGAGCUGUUGGCACACUGGAAGAGAACAGGAUCAGAUUUCCACGUUGUACAUAAAUAAGCAUGUUCAGAAAAAAGGUCUAGAAAGCAAAGGAAAGGCCAUUGUUCUCAGAUCUGGCAGUUUAUUAAUAAGCUCCUCUAAAUUAAACACUAAUAGAUAUUCAAUAAUGUAGAAAUCUAAUAUAAGAUGUUCCAGAUAAAAGCAAGUGUAGUAAUGGGAAGUAAAUUCUGGCACAAAACAUAAAAAUAUUUAUAACAGAAAUAAUGUAAAAUGACCUUCUUAUUUCUAAAACUAUUUUAUAUUGCUUUUCAAUAAAAAGAGUAUCAUGGUUAGUACAUUUCCCAUAAAUUAAGGGGUAGGGUGGGAGAUAUAUGUACCUAUAUGUAAAAAAUAGGCUAGCUAAAUCAUUGCUAUAAUAUAGCAAAUAACAUUUUUUUUCUGUGAAAUAAUGAAAUGGCUCAAAAAAUAUAGCCCAUUAGGAAACUUCCAAAUAAGAAAUUCUGCUAUCUAUUAAAAAAUCAGUUAUCUUUGGCUGAAGUACUAUGUACUGUUUAAUAAGUUGAUUUUUUAAAAAAAUACCAAAGCAAUGUAUGUUCAGUUAAUGCUUCUGUGUACGCUAGAACCUACUAUAUUGCCUAGCACAUAGAAGGCACUCAAGAAAUAAUGAAUGGUGUGGCAGGGGCCAGGUGGGAAGUUGGGCAGGGGAGUGUACAUGUUGCAGAGAACUAGAAGGAACUCUCCAUCCAGGUACAUUAAGGGGAGGGUGGACCCCAAAAAGGCAGUAUGAUAGGUUUUUUAGAAUGCUAAGUAAUGGAAGAAUUCAUUUCCUUCUGGCUAGUCUUUAAAAAAAAAAAAAUUUUUUUUUUUUAGUGUUUAUUUUUGAGACAGAGAGACAGCAUGAGCAGGGGAGGGGCAGAGAGAGAGGGAGACAGAAUCUGAGGCAGGCCCCAGUCUCUGAGCUGUCAGCACAGAGCCCAAUGUGGGGCUUGAGCUCAAGAACCGCAAGAUCAUGACCUGAGCAAAGUCGGACGCUUAACCAACCGACUGAGCCACCCACGCGCCCCUACUUCUGGCUAGUCUUUAGAGUUUUAAAGUAAUGAUUAGAUGUUUUUGCAUCUUCUUUUUGGAGAUGAGACUAUGGAUGUCAUACCUACAGCAGAUAUAUGCAGGCACUAAAUUGAUAGGUGUCAGUUUUUCCCAUUCAUUGCUUUCUCCUUUUAUCUGCAAGAUUAAAAAUUGGGUAUAUAAGAUUGUGGACAUCCUGUAAUUUGCAAGACAUAAGGAAGUUUCUAGAACACACCAAAGUAUACCUCAGCACUGAUUUAGAAGAGGCCUGUUCUCAAGUUUAUAACCUUUGCAGAUAUAAUCUAAAGACAAAAAUAAAGUACACAAAUGUGAAUAAAGAGUAGUGUAAAGGUGCUUUCUUCUAGGUAAGACAUUUUAGGUUAGUUUUAGAUUCCUUGAAAUUUGAGAAUUUCCUUACCAAGGAUUUUUAACAGGGAGUUUAGGGUUAUCAAAAACAACUUGGAGCAAAAACAUCAAAAGGUACUCAUAAGCAAAUAUUUAGUACUCUGCAUCAAAGACUCUGGAAUUUUCUACAUGUAGUAGACAGGUAAGGUUGUUACAUUGAUAAAAAGAAUAUAUAUUUUUUUAGAUAAUCCAUUUUUUAAAAGUUUCUAAUAAUCCUUGUAUUAGUUCAGCCAGAAAUUAUUAGACAGCUAGAAAGGUUUAAAAGAAAAAAAGGCUAAGAAGAGUAAAACGCUCUUGGCCAGUUUAAAAAGAACGUAAAGUAAUAGUUAAAAGUACACCUUCUGAAGAGAGAGAACGCAGGGGGUAAAUCACAGCGUUGCUACAUAUUCUGUGACCUUUAGUUAGUCUUUCAGCAUCUUUGUGCCUCCACGUUCUGAGUUUUUAGGUUAUUUUUUAUUUCCAUCUCCUUUUAAUCUUUUAGCUAUUCUAUAUUCUUUUCUUAAACUGGCCAAAACUGUUUUACGCCCCUUUGGUGUUCUCCAGAUUUACUCUAAUGUUUGGAGAUGUGAAUUUCCUUUAUUAAUCUCAGUAUGUGCUGGCUUCCUGUGUCUUUGACAUCAGUUCUAUAAAAUUUUUGGCCACUGACUGA